This is a messenger RNA of Cyphellophora europaea CBS 101466, 1587 nucleotides long. RefSeq lists its product as uncharacterized. Gene Ontology annotation, cellular component: membrane. The record is from RefSeq and is a predicted model, not a curated record. NCBI's taxonomy places the organism in Eukaryota, Fungi, Ascomycota, Eurotiomycetes, Chaetothyriales, Cyphellophoraceae. The transcript has a single exon. The coding region runs from base 1 to 1587 and encodes 528 amino acids.
AUGAUACCUUCGGUCGACAAUUGCGAAGAGUGCACGCCGCCUAAUGACCAUUUCGGACCCAAGGCCGCGUUCUCGACAGUGCCAUUCAUCUCUACGUUCGCUCUCGUCACCUUGGUCGCCUAUCGCAAGGUGCACCCGCUCCUUGCUGGUCCAGGUGCAAGCACCAACGUUUCCUCCAAGUCACGUCUGCCGACACCCGCAGUCUACCAUGAACCGCCGACUCAAGUCAUCAUCCGGCGUAUCGCCGCUCUUACCUUCUCGUUCACUAUUGCUCUUUCCGCCGUCCUUACAGAACUCCUCCUCUGCGAAAUCUCAAACUCUUUCAACCCCACGGCACGCAGCCUCGCCCUCCAAGUGACAGUCGUGUCGUUGUUGGGACUGCUGGUCAUCGCCAUACCUAUCCUCGGAAUCCAUACAGUUGUUACAAGCUCUGGUGAACGAACCAAGAAUGCUAGCACCCGAAAGAGGCGGAUUGCGUGGUUUAUCGAGGCUUUAGGGUAUGCCCUCUUCCUAGGCCUAUUCUGGGCUUUGGGAGCACUUCUGCCUGCGGCUACUCCGACUACUAUAGUUGCAAAGCAAAGGCUGAAUCUGUUUCAGGCAUGUCUUGAUCGGCUUGGUAUCACAGGUGUCACACUUAUGGCUUUGCUCAGUGGGUUUGCGUCUGUGAGUGCCAUCUGGCAGACCUUUGGGCCGAAGGUCAAACUGGUCAUGGAAAGCGACAUCAGCAGAAAGCAGGCCGGCUACGACGCGACGGUGGAGAUGAUCGCGGAGAAGAAGCAGCGGCUGAACGCCAUCCAACGGAGAAUGACCGAAACACCGACAAGCAAUACCGGGUUCUGGAGUAGGGCCGGGUCUCUGCUCCCGCUGUCCAAGAGUGGCGACACGCAGGAGAAGCAAACGCUAGAAGUGGAGAUAUCAGGUCUUGAAACCAUGGCAUCGUCGCUCGAAGCUAGUCUUUCGGUGCUCCGCGGUCGCCAUGCCGAUCAAGCCAAAGAAAAAACCACACUCGGCCGCCUGCAACUCGGCUUUGGCUUCGCCUUUUCGUGUUACUGCGUCUACCGGAUCAUCGCCACGUCAACCAACAUUUUCCGUCGCACAGUACUGGCGCAACAUGUCAAAAGCGAGACAGACCCUAUCACCUACGGAAUUGCACUGUUUGCGCGUCAUAUCUAUCCGAGCCUUGAUCAGGCGAGUUGGGCGCACCAGAUCUCGUUUCUUCUGUCGGGGGCGAUGCUCCUGGCGAGUUUCAACGCUGUGACGCAGACUUUCUAUUUGUUCACAAGACUCGUGCCCGGCGUGCUACAUGCGACCAGGACGAAUUUCGCACUAUUGAUCAGCCAGGUGAGCGGCAUGUACGUUAUCAGUUCAGCAUUGAUGUUGCGCGGUAUGAUGCCCGAGAAGGUCGGGAGUGUGAUCAACAGUGCUCUCGGAGCAGGACUGCUUGAUCCCCAUUGGGUGCAGAGGUGGUUUGAAGGGUGGUAUUUGAUGGCAGUCGUUGUCACAGUGAUAGGCAUAGGCUUGACAAGAAGUUGGCAAUGGGACGAUAAUACGAGCUCUGAUAGAGAUGUCGAGAUGAAAGGGGCCUAG